Molecule: messenger RNA, 8226 nt
Organism: Alternaria burnsii
Lineage: Eukaryota; Fungi; Ascomycota; Dothideomycetes; Pleosporales; Pleosporaceae
Product: long-chain fatty acid transporter-like protein
Exons: 22
Coding region: 1-8226 (2741 amino acids)
Molecular function (GO): long-chain fatty acid transmembrane transporter activity; long-chain fatty acid-CoA ligase activity
Source: RefSeq, a predicted model, not a curated record
AUGUCUCUUUGCCAAAGCUGCAUAUCAAUUCCCUUCCGUGCUCUUCAGCGCGGUGAGUAUAAUCCAGGAUGGAAAAAGGAUUCCUGGGUCGAUAAAAAUGGUCAGCCAUGGGGAUGCGACAGCCAUAUUUGGACAUGCAACAGACGUCAGACCACACUACCGCAGUUGAGGGAAAAUGCCGUCAACUGUGUGUUAUGCAGCAUGCUUAUUCAUGGGUUGGAAAAUAGGCCAACGUACAAGCGACUUUCACAAGAGAUGGAUCUGGAAGUUACUCCUGUGUGGCUUCUUCUACCUGGAUCCGAAGGCUAUUACAAUCAGAAGCUCGAAUUACAUCUCGAGCAGCAAAAUCUUCAUCUAAGAAGUCCAGUAGGGGUGACUGCUGUGGAGUUUCGGAGUAGAUUUGACACCCCAUCUCCGAACCUUUUUCAAAGCGUAAAACUAGAGAAGCUACUCGACCCGGUACCGUUGAAACAGCUGAAUUAUUGGUAUCACGAUUGCAAUACUGGACAUACAAAAUGCUCUGAUCUUCAGAAAGAUGUAGAAUUACCUACGAGGGUCCUGGACCUGUGCGCCAUGCCCAGCGCAGAUGUCAUGAUCGAGCAUGUACAUGAAUGGGAGGAUCUGUUUCUUCCGAGCGAAUGUAAACUAGUUGAAACCACCACAGGACAGCUAGGAAAGUAUGCCACGCUCAGCUACUGUUGGGGUAGCGGUCUGCCGUUCAUGACUACCAAGGAUACUUUGUCAUCGAGAAAGAGUGGCAUCAACUUUCGGGAUCUCCCCAAAACUCUUCAGGAUGCCGCCAUGAUAGCGCGGUAUCUUGGUCUUCGGUAUCUCUGGAUUGACUGUCUUGCCAUUGUACAAGAUGAUGCGGCAGACUGGGAGAAAGAGUCAGCUGUCAUGGCUGAUAUCUAUUCAAACUCAUACAUAAACAUUGCCGCGUCGAAUGCUUCGCACUGUGGAGCGGGUUUCCUAGGACCACGGAAGAUGCCAUUGACCAAACGUAUCGAGAUUUGCGACGACGAGGCCGAUCUGGAGCUGUAUCUCGUUGCUCAACAGACGCGAAACAAUACAGUGAGAGAUCCACUGUACCAACGAGCCUGGGUCCUACAAGAGCAACUACUGCCAAAGCGUUCUAUACAUUUCGGAAGCGACAACAUGCUCUGGCGGUGCCCUAACGGCAUUGAACAUGAAGAGCAAAACAAACAAUGGACACACCUGUACACUCUCAAUGCCGUGGUAACCUGCAUAGGUCUACCACCAGGUGUAUCGUUUGGACAAGAUGCCUGGUUUCAGCUGGUUCGGGACUACACCUCGAGAGGAAUUACCUACUCCAAAGACAAGUUCCCAGCCAUCUCAGGUGUCAUGACUGUUCUACGGCGCAUGACUGAUGACACGAGUUACGCUGGACUCUGGAAGCGCAAUUUCCUCAAGUUGCUUUUGUGGAUACCCAAGCAUGAUAUUGCACCUUUUAAGCGGCCUGAAAACUGGAUAGCUCCUUCUUGGUCAUUCAUGUCUGGAGAUGGUCCGGUAGAUUACAGCCUGGGAGCUCUCAGUUCUAACAUGAAUGCGUCGUUACGAGAGUUUUGCGCAACUCUCGAAGAGUGCAGUGUCACACCCAAAGGCCUGAAUCCUCUCGGCGAGUUGACGACUGGCUUCGCCCGAAUCACUGGUGCAGUAGUGGCUCUUGCUCAGACAUCACAAAAUUCGGAACAGCACACCUACUUCUCGUGCAGUGUUCAAAUGCGCGAUCGGAAGGCGCAUCCUGCGCGUGUUCUGUUCGAUGUCGACACUUACGAGCGCUGCGAUGUUCUGGUGAUUGCGCCAGCCUUCGGAAUAGCGAUUAUCUGCACGAAUGAAGAGCGCAGCGAAUACGUAAGGAUCGGACUGGUAGUAAUUCAAACAGUAGAUCUCAAUGAUGCGAAGGCCGUAAGAUUCGAGGCACUGGUAUCCGGAAACAUCAGAUUAUCCCGAGCCACGCUCGAUUGUGCUUCUCUAGACGGAGUUGUAGAAGCAGUAGUGGAAGCGAAAAGCACAAUGGCAUUACCCAUAAUUGCUGGAGCGGCUGGCACAGCAGCAGUCGCAGCCUACCUGAACGCAAAACACCACAUUGCUCAUGACCUCAGGAAUGCUCGCGGUGGACUUUCACAAUCACAAGAUGUUGUAGAUUUCAUUACCGAUCGCGCCAUCCGAAAACGCGUUCUUACCUACCAUGUCUUCGAAGACCAGGUUCGCAAACAGCCCAACCAUCCCUUCCUCAUCUUCGAAGGCAAGGCAUGGUCGUACAAACAGUUCUUCGAGGCUUUUACAAGAGUGGGGAAUUGGUUGAUAGAUGACCUCGGCAUACAGGUAGAUGAGGUGGUUGCUAUGGAUGGGGGGAAUACCCCAGAGUAUCUGAUGCUUUGGUUUGCUCUGGACGCGAUUGGGGCCGUUCCAAGCUUCGUCAAUUGGAAUUUGACUGGAACGGGGUUGGUGCAUUGCGUGAAAAUUUGCAAUUCCAGGUUUCUCAUCACAGACGCCGAUGUCAAGAGCAAUGUCGAACCAUGCCGUGCCGACCUCGAGGAAACAGGCAUAAAGAUUGAAUAUUUCGAUACAUCCUUCUUUGCAUCUCUAUCGAACUCGACACCUAUACCAGACUCACGUCGUGAACAACUUACCAUGGAGUCUAUUCGCUCGCUCAUGUAUACUUCUGGAACUACUGGAUUGCCCAAGGCCGUGAUUUUGAGCACUGGUCGCGAGCUCUUGACCGGUUAUGGUGUCGCAAAAUACUUGGGUCUCCAACCAGAAGCCAGAAUGUACACAUGCAUGCCACUUUACCAUGGCGCUGCACACGGACUCUGCGUGACACCGAUCGUCCAUGCUGGCAGCACAAUCGUACUAGGCCGGAAAUUUUCGCACAAGACCUUCUGGCCCGAAGUAGCAGCUUCAGAUGCGACCAUCAUACAGUACGUCGGCGAGCUCUGCCGUUACUUGCUCAAUGGCCCAACGAACCCAUACGAGCGGAAACAUAAGGUGCAAAUGGCCUGGGGCAACGGUAUGCGCCCAGAUGUAUGGGAGCCCUUCCGUGAGCGGUUCAACAUACCCAUCAUCAACGAACUAUAUGCGGCUACGGAUGGACUGGGGUCGACCUUCAACCGCAAUGCGGGUCCUUUCACAGCUAACAGCAUUGGUCUCCGAGGUCUGAUCUGGAAUUGGAAGUUUAGGGACCAGGAAGUGAGAGUGAAGAUGGACGUUGACACCGAGGGUAUUAUGAGAGAUGCAAGAGGCUUUGCGAUUCGAUGUGGAGUUAAUGAACCAGGUCAGGUCUUGCAUAGGCUGACACCUGAGACGGUGGCCAGUGCACCGGGUUAUUACAACAACGAGGGUGCGACGCAGGGUCGGAGGAUCACUGAUGUGUUCGAGAAGGGUGAUAUGUGGUUCAAGUCUGGCGAUAUGAUGCGACAGGAUGCUGACGGCCGCGUCUUCUUCGUCGACCGCCUUGGUGAUACUUUCCGUUGGAAGUCUGAGAACGUGUCCACGAACGAAGUAGCCGACAUGAUUGGCAAAUUCCCACAGAUUGCUGAAACUAACGCGUACGGCGUGCUUGUACCUGGUUAUGACGGCCGCGCGGGAGCUGCUUCCAUUGUCAUGGCAGACGGCGUUACUGAAGCGACAUUUGACUUCUCAGCAUUGGCGAGGCAUGCUAAAGCGGUCUUACCGAGCUAUGCUGUACCACUCUUCUUAAGAGUAACACCUGCAUUGGAAUAUACAGGUACUUUGAAGAUUCAAAAGGGCAGGUUGAAGAAGGAAGGUGUAGAUCCGGAAAAGAUUACAGGUGAGGAUAAACUGUACUGGCUUCCUCCUGGAAGUGAUCGGUAUCUGCCAUUUGCGAAAAAGGACUGGGAAGCCAUAUUGGAGAAGAGGCACAACCCACGAUAUCUUUCGGUCCUGGCCCGCCACUGGAAGACCAGUCGUCCGAGGAGCACAAUGGCUUCAACAGAUCCCACCCAGACUCCGAUCCUUCCUCCGCCGCCCGGCCUAACGACCAACUUCGUGAACCCUCCGACGCUCAUGCCGGCCGUGAUUGUCGGUACCACGAUUAUCCAUCUCUUCACUCUACCUUUUAUACUGGCGCGCGCCUACGUCAAUGCAUACGUAAUGAAAGCAUGCUGCAUUGAGGACUACCUCUCCUACAUCUCAUACGUUGGCUGUAUCGCCUACACCGCAGCUAUCGUGCAUGCUGAAACCGUCGGUAUGGCUCGACACAUGUGGGAUAUCUCCAUGGUGACCUUCACGGAGAUAUCCUAUAUCUGCAAUAUCGUGUUCGUUUGUUACACGGCCACGAGCGGACUCGCGAAGACUGUCGUCUUCUUGCAGCUUAAGAAAAUCUUUACCACGAGGUUUCGGGGUGUCGUUUUCUGGGUGAUUGUUGGCUCGUUGAUUGCUAAUGCGCUGUUCUAUACUGCCAUGUUUUUCCUGUACGUCUUUACAUGCUGGCCGAGGGAGAAAAUAUGGAAACCAAGUAUCGAAGGGAAAUGUAUCGAUUCGAACAAACUAAACAUGGCUAUGGGAACUCUGAAUGUUAUCAGUGACGUGGAAGCAUUUGUGGUACCAGUUUGGGCGAUAUGGAAGCUGAGUAUGAAGCUGCAACGGAAGAUCGCGGUCUUGGCGAUUUUCGGCGUGGGUGCAAUUGCUGUCGCGAUUGGUUGUGUAGGACUGUACUAUCGAGUCAUCCUGCUGCAGCAGUCUGACUUCUCCUGGCUACUGACCCAAGCGGGUUUGAUCUGUAUGGCUGAACUUGCCAUCGUCAUUAUCGUGGGGUGCUGUCCGUACGUUCCCCGCGUGAAGAAUCACCUUCGCCCAUCGUCCACACCCGAAAGUUAUGAGAAUAGCAAGCGGACGCCUGUGCCUUUAAAGCAACGUUCGAAGUUUUAUCAUCUGGAGAAGUAUUUGGAUACCAAUGCGAGUGUGUCGAACCUCGGGUCGAGUGUCUCGGAAGAGCACCUAGAGCUACACCAAUAUUGCGAAACAAAGUCUAAGUACCGACCAAAGGGCUUUGGCGGCGACGAUCGUGUCAUUAGUCCAGCCGUAGUCUUCACUUCUCAAAGACACAACCUUUUGUGCCGUUCGCUAUACAGCCUCCACACGAACCCCUAUCGAAGAUCUAUCAACGCUACCACAACCACAACAAUGGGAAAGGCCGAAGCAGGCAGCACAAAAUGGGUCGCCAACAAGAUGAAGUCAAAGGGCUUGCAGCGGUUGCGCUGGUGGUGUGAGCCUUGCCAGAAGCAAUGUCGCGACGCAAACGGGUUCAAAUGUCACGUUCAGAGCGAGAGCCAUGUCCGGAACCUCCAAAUCGUUGGCGAGGACCCUAAGAAGUACAUCCAGGGCUUCAGCAACGACUUCCAAAGGGACUUUGUGAAUCUCUUGCGAACUGCGCACAACGAGAAAUGGAUUGGAGUAAACAAAUUCUACAACGAGUACAUCCGAGACAAGGAACACGUCCACAUGAACGCUACGAAAUGGAGUUCACUGACCGAGUUUGCCAAACACCUUGGCCGGGAGGGUAUCUGCCAUGUCAAGGAAGACGAGAAAGACGGAUUGAUGAUUGCUUGGAGAGAUACUUCUGUUGCAGCUGUAAACAGGCGGAAUGAGAUUGCGGAGCAAGAGGCUGCUGAGGCUCGAAGCGGUGCUGGCGAAGACAAGAUGUUGAAGAAGAUGGCAAAGCGUGCACAGGAAGAAGCCGAAGCCAAGAAAGCUAUCGAGGCCAAACGAGCAGCGGCUCAAGCGGCUGUUCAACAACAGGUCACCCCGCCAGCAGAAGGAGCGUCGCCGACAGAGGAGAACAAGGCCGACUCCCCACUCGACGAACAGAAGCCUGGAGAUGAGAAGGAAGAUGCCGAAAAACCCAAGGCGGAUGCAGCGCCUGUUAAGCUAAGCUUCGGCUUGAAAGCUAAGGCUGCGCCUGCGAACAAGGCUGGACUGGGUCAAAUGAAGAGCCAGAGCAUAUUUAAGCGGAAGAAGGACGAUGCGACAUCUGAGCAAAAGCCGGCGAAGAAAGUUAAUCUCACAGAUACAUGCGCGCGCUGGGAUCUGUUCCUACGCACCGUAACGACGAACCCUAUCUACGCGUCGAACGUCAAAUACCUAAGACUAAAAGAGAGCUCGGUCGAGGAAAAGAUUGGAAUGUUAAACCCAAACUCAGCUGAAGAAGAGAUUGACAAAUCGCCUUCGAAAUACCAAUAUGAAUACAUCGCAGACAUGUUAAGGGCGUUGACUAGCUUAGAGGCAAUACAUGUACAUUACAGCAUAUCAGCAUAUGCUGCUCAUGUCGUACACUGUCUUACGCACAAGCCGUUGCCGCUAUGGGAUACGAUACGAGUGGUGCGCUUUGAUAACACAAACGCCUGGGACGAGGAGUGCGUUGUGCAACUCGAUCUCAAGCGCAAAGAGGAAGGAGAAGAGGAAAGCACACACCGCAAAUAUACUACGGGGACAGAACAACUCAACGGGAACCUAGAAGGCUUGAACAUGGCCAAAUUUCUCGAAAUUCCGAACGUUACCGGUGUCAUCGCUACAACUCGCGACUUCGAGAACGAUGGCGAUGACCAGGACGACGCGGAUUGGGCGGACGAAGAAGAGGAGGGAACAGAUGACGACAGCGAUGGGUGGAGUGAACGCGACUACGAAGACGAUAGCGAAGACAGUGAUUGGGAUUCUGAGGAUGAGAGCGAUUACGAAGAUGACUGGGAAGCUGAGUAUGGAUUCAUUGUACCAAAGGCUGAGCCGGUCAAAGAUCUACCGGUUCCGAACACUGCGGUGUCUCGCCACUCCUUCAUGGGUCCUGCGAACGAGCGCCUGGACGCUAUUCAUGAAAGUAGCAAGAAUACUGGCAGCGACAUCACUUUGCUCGCCUUUGAUGAAGCCCAUUGGUUUGCCAAAAGCCAGUGCUGCCAUGACGUCGUAGCUGUAUCCAAGGAUCUGAAGGGUCAAAUGGUCGACUUCCACUCGUCGCAGGACAAAUUCGUGCAGGAUGACCGCCGACAAUGGUGCGAACACAAAGACAGUGGUGGGAACCGAUUCCAUGGUUUCCUGUUCCUGUCUCUUCCUGCAAGCCCACGGCAUUCCCCAUCUAUGAUGACUUCGAGUACGACCGAGUCGGGCGUCUUGCCUGCACCCCCUGGUGCUGAGACAGACUUCAGUGGUGACCGAACCGGUCUUCAAAGUAGGAUUAUUGUGGUGUAUGUCGUGAUGACGAUACUUUCCACCAUCGUGCUUGGACUACGACUGUAUACUCGCAUCUUCAUUCGCCAUAUGACAGGGCUGGACGAUGCGCUGGUAGUCCUCAGUUGGUGCGGCUGCAUAGGAUGGAUGGUCGUAUGUUUCCAAUCUUUCCAGUAUGGGUUCGGUCAACACCUCUGGAAUGUGACUAUGGAGCAACUGAUGGGCUACACGAAGAUGCUUGUCGGCAUCAUGGUGGUGUAUGUUUGGACACCAGCUCUUGCCAAACUUUCAUUGUUAGCACUCUACUACCGUCUCAAUCCGGACCGGAAAGUCCAAGCAUCCAUCUACGCAUUAGCAGUCCUAGUCACCGGAUACUCAUUGGCUAUCACCAUCGUCGCCGCCGGACCAUGUAAUCCGCGAACGCACACCGACCAAAAGUGUCUUACGGAUCUCAACCUGUUCAUGGCAUGUAUAAACAUUAUCACAGACUUCUUGAUCCUCUGUCUGCCGAUACCUAUGUUGCGCGCGUUGCAGUUGCCCAUCAAACAAAAGGUAUUACUGGGUUUGGUAUUCGCUCUGGGAUCUGGAGUGGUUGUCAUAUCCACUGUCCGCAUUAUAUACGUCUACAGUAUGAUCAGUGACCCUGACUCGACUUACAACGUGGCCAAAGCGUGUAUUUUCUCUACAGUCGAGCUCAACGGCGGAGUCAUUUGCGCUUGUAUCGCGCUCUUGAAGCCUUUCAUACAGAAGUAUAUGCCCUGGAUACUUUCCCUCUCGAGCGGAAGCGGGAGCGGAGACGGAUCCAGAAUUCGCAAACUGAAGAUGUUUGUGAAGCGAAGCGGAGAGAAGAGCUAUGAACUCCGAAGCGCAGAUGCAGAUGCGACCAAGCAUGUCGACAACAGAUUGGAUCGCCGGAUCGCCGUAACAAGAUCAUACAGUGUUUCGGGUUCGAAGACAGGUAAAAGCGAUGGCGAUAGCAUGGAGGAUCUCUUUGCGCCGACCGCGGGCUGGAAUGGUGGUCGAUAA